GCGAUUGCAGCUAACUUCACUUCAUAAAUGUUCGAUCUUUUUCAACUACAUCGAGGCUUGAGCUUUUUGGGAUUACGCUUUUCGGUAAUUAUUGUUUUACUCGUUGCAUACAGUGUGAUUUUGAGAUUAUUUAUUAUAAUUCUGGUCAAAGACAUGGCUUUGAGCGUUGCACUACCUCUGGCAGGCCUGGAGACAGAAAAUUUUAACUCGUUUAGUUCGUUCGGGCAUAUCAUAGACAUAGCGGGCCUGUCUCAGUCGCAGUCGAGCCCGAGUCCGUCAGUCUCCAGUGAAUCUAGCGGUAUCGGGUCGCUGGGGUCGCUCAAAUCAGAAUCUGUAAACAGCGACUCCCUGCCGUCUAGUCCUCAAACAACUGAGAAGAAAAUAUUCGAGCCCGUGGUGCAGCCGCAGCCUCGUCCUAAGGAGAAGAAAGCCGAUGAUGUCAAAAUCUCGUAUGGAGGGCGCGACAUCUUAAACUUGAUGGGUAAUCUUACGGACCAGCGGUGGAACUAUCGGCCCACUGUGCUGCCGCCUAACAACCCGGCGCUGUUCUUCGCCAACCGCUCCCAGUAUCACCGGUUGGGCCCGUACGGAACCCGCACACAGUACGUAAAGGACUCUUGCCGCCUCUGUGGCUUCUCAUGGGUCGUAGCCGCCACGGAGUGACGUGACUAUGAGUCAGCAUAAAUCCUGAACAAACGAAGUUAAGUGGGUACGACUGGAACACAUCAGGGUGCAUAUCAACUUCUCCUAACUCUAACUGUCACUUGGUGGUGCUCGGAACCAUUAAUUGCUGAACCAUGACUUUAUUUCAUGAGUUUCAUGGAAUUCAUUUUUGUGACAACUUGAUAUUUUUCAUAGAAAUGACAAGAGAUGAAGUUUUAUUUUGCUCAUGUUAUCUUUUUGACUUAAGUUUUUACAUUCUAUUUUAAUAAUUUGUUAUCAGAUAAGCAUGAAAUGUUUUGCCAUGACUGACAAAAAAUUCAAAGUUCCUUUACUUGAAGUAAAGCCAUUGGUUCUGUGACACUUUCCUAUAAUAUAGUUUGUUUAUAUGCUUGCCUGUUGUGGUCCAGUUCUACGGAUGACUGUGGAAUAUGUAUGUGGCUAUCGUUGCGCGCAUUCGUAGAGUUACAUUUUAAAACGUGACUUAAUACUGUGAUCUUAAUUUAAACAAGACAAUUUUUGACAAAUUCUGUGAAUGGAAUGCGUAAUGAUACAUGACUUCGUUUUUUGUUUUUAACUUAUUUAAUUGUGUGAUAAAGUUAGGCUUAAUUAAUACUACGGACUUGCAAUGCCAUAAAUAUUUCCAGAUUUAUUCCAAAAAAACAGCAUUUCUAGGUCCCAGUCUAAUGGAAAAGACAAAAUUGGAUCAAAACUUAAAUCUAUAUUCCAUCAACAAAUUAAACUCUAUCAUUAUAGUAAUAUAUUAUGCUACACUUAGUUCCUCUUAGAAAUGUUAAUGAUUUGUUAUCCAAAGAAUAUUAUAUUAACUAUAAAUUGUUGAGCAUACAAUUUAUAUUGAUUAGUAUAAAAUACAAAGGGUGUAACUCAACCCCAGGAUUUUGUGUCCAAUUACUCUUAAAGCAAUAUUUAAAUUAUAGACAUUUACACUUAUGAUACCAUAAUGAGUUAUUUCCCACCAUUACAUGUAAUAGUUAUUAUUUAAAUAUUGUUUUAUAAUAUUCUUUAGUCUCUAGGAGAUAAUUUAGAUAUAUUCCACAGUCAUUUAUCAAUAGGAUCGUCAUUGUUUAAACCAAAAGGCUGCUUCUCGGAUGUUAUUUAAAUUUACGAUUUUGACGAGAUAGGCACGAAUUUAAAGCCAAGCUGUAGAUUAAUUUUAAGAUGUAAUUAUGAUGAUUGUUGGAUUUACCGUCCGAGCAUUACAUAAUAAUAGUGAUGACAUAUAAUCUAGAGGAUACGAUCUUGACACAUUACCCUAAAAUCAACUUCUUAUCAACUCAACUAUAAAGCUUUGAACAACUCAUUUGUAAUUAUUAUAAUGAUGAGCCCAUGUGGAACAUAGUCAAAAUGGGUUAUCAGUGCAUAUCAUCACAAAUUAAUGCAGUGAUUAGAUAUUCUAAGGUAUUAGUAGUUGUUACAGACCGUUUUAAAACGUUUGAGUCAUUGAUAUGCCCAGAUGCUGGGCUACUAGUGAAAUUAUAGUAAGUGUCGUUAACAGACUGGCAAUAUCUCUAUGUACGUGCAUAUAUAAAUGUAAUAUUCGUGGUCUCUUAAUUUAGUCAAGAUAUUUAAUAGUGUGAGUCUCUUCAAUUACAUGUAAGUAAUGUAUAACAUACUAACUAUAACGAAUAAUUGAUACUGUCCUUUUGUGCAACUUUAGUUCUGCUAUGUUGUGAUCAGCUUUAAAUUGGAACUGGAGUAUUUGUACACAAUGAUGUUGACAUAUUUCCCACAAAGUUAUUUUUAUAAAAAAAUGUUGAUAUGAGACAAUACAGUAUGUAGUUUUCAAAAUUUUCUUUACAUCUUAUGAAGUUUGCUUAAAGGUUUGCGAAUAUUUUGGAAGGGACCAACAUGCGCGCAUUGAUUUCUCCAAACAAAUAGUUAAGCAGCAUAGAAGUUCACCUCCCAAACAGUUUAAGCUCACAUUGCAUUUCAAAUGUCUACUUAACGUCGAUAGAAAUCCACAAGCUUUCAUUUCUGUUUUGUCUGUAAUCAAUUAACUGGGCUAUGAACACAAAACUUAAGCAAGUAGUUGAUGUUUUACAAAUAUUUAUUUACGUAUUUAUGAUUCAGUGGGUAAUGACUGAACAUAUAGCAUGGAUCUCAGAAUGCAGCUAACAGUGAUACACAUUCUUUAUUGCCUUUGUAGGAAGCCGCCCCUUAACGUACUGUUGGCGAAUAAAUAAAUAUAUCAAUGUUCAGGGGUGGCUUCAUUUGCCUAGUGUGCUAUAUCCUCAGUCACACGGACUCACAAAAUGGUUGUUAUUGGUUAUUUUAAAAUCAAAUGUUGCAUUCAGAUUAUUUUUAGUUGUAACUUAUAAUAUGACAAAGCUGCAAUCGAAUGUAGUUCAAAGGAAAGUAUUUGGAGCGAUACGCACAGUUUAAUAGACUAGCUCUUGUUGUGAAUGUCUCCUUAAGUUUAGUAGUCCCUGGGCCGGCCGAGUGGCUCCCGCGCGGCGCGACAACAAGAGAGGCCGAGGUGCGAUGCAAUAUUUGCAUUCCAGUUUUGUUUAAGUUAGCAGCCGAGGGUAGUAGUUGUUAAUGUUUAUUUAAUCCACAUUGCCAAAUAUUUUGGUUGUUGUGCUAUUUAUUUAACAAAAUUUUCUAAAAUAUCAAUUUAGUACCUUCCAUUACUAUGUGUCUUCAAAUGAUUUUACAAUGUUUUAAUCAUUUCAAUUUUAUGCAUUUUAUUUUGUUUUAGUCAAAUCAUUAUACAUGAUAUUAUACAUAAUAUUACCUAUAUGUUGUAUUAUAUCUAUUGUUCAUUCAUAUGAUAAAUAUUUUUUUCUCAUUGAACUGUAGUCAAAUGACAGUAUUUUUAUAAUGAAAAUUGUAUAAGGAUGAAGGGUUUUUUGCCUGACGCGUGCUGCCAAAGCCCGGGGGCCUGUCCGCGGGCGCCUGGGCGGCGGCGGUGCGCGUCUUGUGGGUAUUACGUAUAUCUGAUAAGCAUUAUGUAGGUUUAGCGAAAUAGAUUAACUCGGAGAUGAACUCCAAGUACCAAAACUUAUUGGUUCAAUGUUGUUCUCGUAUUAUGGUGAUAUAGUGCGUCGCGCGCGGCGCAGAGCUCAAUAUUUUUAGUAACCCUUAAGAAAAUUAAUACCUCUUUUGAAAAAAUAUAAUAUAUAUGAUAUAGUAUAUCCAAUCGAUAAUCACAUAUUAUGUAUUUCCCUGUUUAUUUUGAUGUGAUAUCAUAAAUGACUGAUCUGAAUUUAGUUUUUAAGUUGGUUAUUGAUAUGCAGUGCUAUUUCGAGAGUGUAAUUAAGAUUUAAUAUUGAAAGUGCCAAUGCUCGUAAUUUAAUCUUUAUGACUGUUCCUUUAUCGUAGCUGUUUGUAAGGGCUCAGCCCGCUACUCCUUUGUCAACUUCAGUAUAAGCAAUCUUCCUUUCUUACACUAAGUUUUCAAUUACUGUUACUUUAGUGAAAUCACGUAACGUGCACAAUCUCAGUAAUGCUUGCAAUAUUAUGUGUAACAUGUUUUAUUCCUCACUUAUAAUUUAUAAUCCAGCGUAAUGUUAAGAGUACAAUAUGAGAUGAUGUUAUAUCAUUCUAGUAUCAAAAUUAGCCGAAGAUGUUAAUAUUAUUAGUUAGGUAAAAUUUUAACAUAGCUUUGUAUAAUUGGGAUGUUUUAGUAUUUAGUAGUGUAUAAUUACGGCGUAGUGGCAAGCAAAUGUCUCGUGAAUGAAGUGAAUAAUGUUAGUGGCAAUAAUACUCGAUGUAAGUCCCUGCCAAGAGACUUGUACAGGGUCGCGCGCCGCCGCCCGCGCCCGCCCGCGGUCACCGGCGGGACGGCGCGGCGCAUACACAACUGAACGUUACAAUCUAGGCGUUUAUUUGUUGUAAUUAUAAUAAUAGACGUAGGUAUUUUAUCGUACUUAAAUAAUUAUUCUUGCGAUGCCUUAAUUCUGGUUGUCAAUUAGACAUGUCUCUGCCUAGAGUGUUAUCAUUGUUUUUAUUUAUUUUAGUUUUUGCUGUUCCGGCUUCCUCCGUGAACUUCCAGUCCAGGCUGUUCUUUUGAAAUGAUUUUGAGGUCGAUUUAUUUUUACCUAAGUGUUCUUAUUAAAUGUUACCAAAAUGUUUUUAAUAAAAUAUUUUUAUAUGUAA
This is a messenger RNA of Helicoverpa armigera (cotton bollworm), 4779 nucleotides long. RefSeq lists its product as uncharacterized. The record is from RefSeq and is a predicted model, not a curated record. The transcript is spliced from 3 exons. Bases 28 to 663 code for a protein of 211 amino acids. NCBI's taxonomy places the organism in Eukaryota, Metazoa, Arthropoda, Insecta, Lepidoptera, Noctuidae.